AUGUUUCUCCUUGAUACCAUUGAUAACCUGCCCCGAUGUCCCAUUUCUGAUGCGCUUAUGCAGGUGUUUCUCUGGACUCUUAAGGAGACAGGUGCUCGGGACGUUCCCUCACUCUAUCAGCUUUGCCAGACUCAGGAAAAAUUGCGUCAGACAUGUGGCGUUCCUUCUAUCCGCUGCCAAUCCGAACUCGGAAAUAUUUUCUAUAUGAACGAUGACUGGUCAAAUCCUCAAACACAGCCGCACAUCCACGUGUAUCCUGAAGUUCCGAAGGAUGGAAUCCGUGAGGUUUGA
Molecule: messenger RNA, 291 nt
Organism: Phanerochaete carnosa HHB-10118-sp
Lineage: Eukaryota; Fungi; Basidiomycota; Agaricomycetes; Polyporales; Phanerochaetaceae
Exons: 2
Coding region: 1-291 (96 amino acids)
Source: RefSeq, a predicted model, not a curated record